Molecule: messenger RNA, 2214 nt
Organism: Elgaria multicarinata webbii
Lineage: Eukaryota; Metazoa; Chordata; Lepidosauria; Squamata; Anguidae
Gene: EDEM2
Product: ER degradation enhancing alpha-mannosidase like protein 2
Exons: 11
Coding region: 75-1802 (575 amino acids)
Biological process (GO): mannose trimming involved in glycoprotein ERAD pathway; carbohydrate metabolic process; endoplasmic reticulum mannose trimming
Cellular component (GO): endoplasmic reticulum; membrane
Molecular function (GO): mannosyl-oligosaccharide 1,2-alpha-mannosidase activity; calcium ion binding
Source: RefSeq, a predicted model, not a curated record
UCUGGGCUGCUGGAUGGCUGCGGAAGCGCCGAGAGCUCGGGUGCUGGGGUGCAGUGGCUGUGCGCGCCUUCCCGAUGCUGCGCUCACUCCACCUGCUGGGCUGGUUCUGGCUGUGGGCGCUGCACUUGCAGGGGCAGCUCUCUCCUGCCACCGGGAAGGAGGUCGACGUCGCCCACUAUAGAGAGCGAGUCAAGUCCAUGUUUUAUCAUGCUUACAAUAACUACCUGGAAAAUGCCUUCCCGUAUGAUGAACUGCGUCCUCUGACAUGUGAUGGGCAGGACACAUGGGGAAGUUUUUCUCUCACCUUGAUUGAUGCUCUAGAUACUUUACUAAUUUUGGGGAAUGUCUCUGAGUUCCAGCGAGUAGUCAGUGUGCUGCAGGAGGGCGUGAACUUUGAUAUUGAUGUAAAUGCUUCUGUCUUUGAAACCAAUAUCAGGGUGGUUGGUGGCCUCUUGUCUGCUCACUUGCUGUCAAAGAAGGCUGGUGUUGAAGUGGAAGCAGGAUGGCCGUGCUCUGGGCCUCUCCUGAGGAUGGCAGAGGAUGCUGCUCGAAAACUUUUGCCCGCCUUUCAGACGCCAACUGGAAUGCCGUAUGGGACAGUGAAUUUACUACAUGGAGUAAAUCCUGGAGAGACACCAAUUACUUGUACUGCUGGUAUUGGUACAUUCAUAGUGGAAUUUGGUACAUUAAGUCAUCUUACAGGUGAUCCAGUAUUUGAAGACGUUGCCAGAAAAGCUCUUAAGGCCCUCUGGAAAAAUCGCUCUGAUAUUGGCUUGGUGGGCAACCACGUUGAUGUAGUAUCUGCCAAAUGGAUCGCUCAAGAUGCUGGGAUUGGCGCAGGAGUAGAUUCCUAUUUUGAGUACCUUGUGAAAGGAGCCAUCCUGUUACAGGACGAGGAGCUGAUGUCCAUGUUUCUAGACUAUAACAAAGCUAUAAAGAACUACACAAAAUUUGAUGAUUGGUACCUCUGGGUCCAAAUGUACAAAGGGACCGUCUCGAUGCCGGUUUUUCAGUCUCUUGAGGCCUACUGGCCUGGCUUACAGAGCCUUAUUGGAGACAUCGAUAGUGCAAUGCGAACGUUCCUCAAUUAUUACACUGUUUGGAGGCAGUUUGGUGGUCUGCCAGAGUUCUACAAUAUUCCCCAGGGCUAUACUGUGGAAAAGCGCGAAGGAUACCCCCUUAGACCUGAACUGAUAGAGAGCGCAAUGUACCUGUAUCGAGCAACACGAGACCCCACCCUUUUGGAGCUCGGCAGAGAUGUUGUUGAGUCAUUAGAAAAAGUCAGCAAGGUUGACUGUGGCUUUGCAACAAUCAAAGACCUGAGGGAUCACAAACUAGAUAACCGCAUGGAGUCCUUCUUCCUGGCUGAAACGGUGAAAUAUUUGUAUCUGCUCUUUGACCCUGAGAAUUUCAUUCAUAACAAUGGUUCGUCCUUUGACGUUGUCCUGACGCCGUACGGAGAGUGCAUUCUUGGUGCUGGCGGAUACAUCUUCAAUACUGAAGCUCAUCCUAUAGACCCUGCUGCCCUGCACUGUUGCAAGAAACAAAAGGAAGAGCAGUGGGAAGUAGAAGAUUUAAUGAGAGAGUUCUAUUCUCUGAAGAGAAGCAAGAAUUUCAAUUUUGCAAGAACUUCAGAGAAAAAGGAAUCGGGGAGGCAAAAAGAUUCUGUGAACACUUCCCCCGAAGGCUGCAAGAGCUGUAAACAGAAAGAAGAAAGGAGAGUCCCACUGCUGAGCUGCCCCAGUCAACCCUUUACCUCAAAACUGGCUGUUCUGGGGCAAGUCUUCUGUGACAACACUUGAUUCCUUUGCUCUGUUUCAGAGUGGUUGAAUCCAAUAAACGGCAUUUUAUUUGCACUUUCUGUUGCCGUUUCCUUGGUAAUGCAUAUAAUGUUUUGCUGCUAGGAGAUGCAGUUCUUCAAAAUGGGGUCAGUUCUGUUUUGACGUAUAUCCACUUUGGAAGCAGAAGUAUUUUGACAACGAAAAGCCCACCUAUUGUGUGACACUCCUGGAUUGCUCUACAGUUCUGAUUCUGCCAACCCUCUGCAUGCCUGUUUUUUAACUUCCUCCUCUCUCUUUGAGAAAGUUUCCAUGCUCAAGGCGAGUGAGGAAAAGAAGUGAGGUCGAUCUGUUAUUAAUAACCAUGCCGGUUUCAGGUGAUGAGGAACAUAGAACAACUAUUGUUAGUCUCUUAUUAAAAAAUAUUGCACGCAAA